Linderina pennispora is the source of this 628-nucleotide messenger RNA. RefSeq lists its product as uncharacterized. Bases 15 to 287 code for a protein of 90 amino acids. The record is from RefSeq and is a predicted model, not a curated record. The transcript is spliced from 3 exons. NCBI's taxonomy places the organism in Eukaryota, Fungi, Kickxellomycota, Kickxellomycetes, Kickxellales, Kickxellaceae.
UCGAGUUUCUUGCAAUGGGCGAGGACCUGAGCGACCUUCAGUAUGUCGAUGCGCGGAUUGUCUCGAGGAUUAAGGCAUUCGUGCUGGUCGGGCAACAAUUCUCGGACACACCCGAAUUGUGUCUGCUCUCAAAUCCGUACCCAUUGACAGAUAUCGACCUGAGCGUGGACGAGUUUCCCUAUUUGCACGGAGCCAUUCAGCAACUGCCAAGGCUCGGGGUGUUGGAUAUCGUGUUCAAGAAACACUGGAGCGCCCGCAAGCACCCUUACACACUUUUGCCAGGGUGAAAACAUGCCUGCAAUCGAGGACACAGCACCUAGCACAUACAGGCAUGGAACCAAUACUAUCGAUGCCUCCGACCUGCCCCCAAUCAGCACCUCGCUCUACUAUGUCAGUAUUGCACACAGCGGUCCAGAGAUGUUCCAUCGUGCCUGUAUUCUCAUUCGCAGCUUGCCCAACCUGACGAAGGUUGCUGUCCACGAGAGUAAUGCGCUUGACAUUCUUGAAUUCAAUUGCAUAAGGGGCAGAGGUGUCAAAACCGAGGUGUAUGGCUAGGAGUCCUGGCUUUCUUGAAGAUGUACCAUAUGUAUCUAUCAUAUUUAUUCCAAUCGCAUAUUUUUUCAAACAA